Molecule: messenger RNA, 1358 nt
Organism: Cannabis sativa
Lineage: Eukaryota; Viridiplantae; Streptophyta; Magnoliopsida; Rosales; Cannabaceae
Exons: 5
Coding region: 345-1358 (337 amino acids)
Biological process (GO): proteolysis
Molecular function (GO): cysteine-type peptidase activity
Source: RefSeq, a predicted model, not a curated record
UGAAUCCUUCUGAGGAUGUUGGAGGGAGUGAUAAAAAUGUUAAGGAUGUUGAGAAGCCGAAGGGCGAUGAGUCUCGAUUGAAGGGGGACGAUUUCUUUGAUGGGUUGAGCCAGCUUGUAAUAGAUGAUGAUCAAGUUGUGUUGGCUGGCUUGGAGGCUGUUGCUAAAAUCAAUGUCCCCGCACCCAAUCCAGAUGUUGUUGGUGAAAAGUCAGAUGCCCUUCAUACUGAUGAAGAAACUGAGGAUACUGUCUCUGAUACACCUCUGUUGGAUAAGAGGAAGCGUGCUCCGGCCUUGAAAUCUCCAUUUGUUGAUUUCGGGUCUGCUGAUGUCGGGAGCACUCCAAUGGAGCUUAUGUCCUCAGGUUCUCAAUCAGCUGGGGAUGAUAGGGAUUUCAAAAUGGUGACUUAUGUGAAGGGCCUUUAUGCUCUUAAUGAUGCUUUUGCUGAUCCCGUAUCUACCGAGAUUGAGGCAAAAUUUGACUCUUGGAUUGGUGAAGGAUUGCUUAAACAUCCCAGGCAUUAUAAUUGUUAUGAAGACGGCGCAAAGAAAUUUACCCCGGGUUUUAGGCUAGGUGUUGAUUAUGUUGAGGAUAAAACUUGGUUUUACCAUUUGGCCACAUGCGACAUGUUUAUGAACGACUCGCAUAUGAACACCAUAUUCUAUUACCUUCGGAAAAAAGGUAAGUAUUCUUCCGCUGUGACGUUGAAUUUCGCAACCACUGAUUGUCUUUUUGAUGAUUCCAUCCAAGCAUUGUACCACAAAUUUAACAAGGCCAAGUUAAUGAAGACUAAGAUGUCACACAUUCACGCUGCCCACCCAAUUGCGCAUUACAUCCGAGGUAUGCGCAUUCCCUGUUCCAAGCCUUGGUAUGAAGCCGAUCACGUGCUUUUCAUCAUCAAUUUAAGAAGGGAAAGUCAUUGGGUUUUUGGGCGUCUUGACGUGCACGAAAGGACGUUAUUUCUGUACAAUUCUUUGAGAACCGCGAAGAUGAAUGCCGCAGCUAGGAAUGCGAUGAAGGCUUAUUCCGUGUUGCUGCCUUUGUUUUUCGAUUUACUUGGGUUCUGGAAGAAUAGAGCACAAGUUCCUGCCUCAGUUUCUGACCCUACAGCUCCAUUCAGAAUCGUGGAGCUUAGUGGUCUUGCGUCUCAGAAGAAUGAUUGUGGAGCAUAUGUUGCUGCCUUUGCUGAAUUCUUUAUACACGGAAAGGAUGUCCCUGCAGACUUUGACAUCGAAGUUUAUCGAACCCGACUUGCUUCACUUUUCUACUCGUACGGACAAAGGAAAAUUGACGAAAGUAUUGACAGCGAGGAUGAGAAGCAAACCAAGUCUUCUAAGGCAUCUAAAUUGAAGAAAUAG